Messenger RNA from Miscanthus lutarioriparius, 1380 nucleotides. The record is from the annotation of a GenBank genome assembly. Lineage: Eukaryota; Viridiplantae; Streptophyta; Magnoliopsida; Poales; Poaceae.
AUGCGGGCCCAUUAUCUUGCAGACCCCACAGUCAGUGAGACACACCGUCUCCCCUCGGGUGGAAGCGGGAUCGCCAUGUCGGACUCGGAGGAGCACCACUUCGAAUCAAAGGCCGACGCUGGUGCGUCCAAGACCUACCCGCAGCAGGCUGGCACCGUCCGCAAGAACGGCUUCCUCGUCAUCAAGGGCCGUCCCUGCAAGUUAGAAGGAGAUGUGGGAGUCGCGGUUGAUGCCAGACUUUGCUAUUGCCAGCCGGAGUUACUAGGACUGGGCUUUGCUUCACAGAAUAACAGUUUUCUGUGGUUGUGGAGGUUUCUACCUCAAAGACUGAUUCCGCAUGUGAACCGUACUGAGUAUCAGCUGAUUGACAUAUCAGAGGAUGGAUUUGUGAGCCUUCUUACUUCAGAUGGCAACACUAAGGAUGAUCUUAGACUCCCAACUGAUGAUACUCGUGGCCCAGUGGGCAUGUUUGACACCACUGUUAUGAUGGAAGAAAACGACUCGACGUACUUGUUGGCAAAAUCUGAUAAGAGCAACGCGUUGAGGGUGGUGGAAGAGGAUGGUCCAGGCACCGUCUUGGGACUGUUGAUCGUGGAUCUUCCUAGCAUGGGUGGGGAAAGCAAGGCAGAGGCCGCGCGGCGGCAGAUGGAGGCAGCGCUUGCUGACGAGUCAGCGAUGGACCGGUUGAGGGCCGAGUUGAGGCAUGACGAUGAGAUUCAGAGGAAGCAAGCGGAGCCAGAAGAAGAGGAUCUAGAGAUGAAAAGAUCAGACUAUGAAGCAUGGGUGGCUAGGGAGUAUUGCAGGCGGUGGAUCGCUGUAUAUUCCGCUAACUUCAGCUCAUUCGAUGACACCACAAGGCUCGGCCCCAUGCGUUUCACAGAUGAGCCUGCACCGGGUUACAGUGCCUCCCCCAUGGGCACCCUACAGGUCUUUUCAGUCAAAGUUGCAAGAAUGAAGAGGAGCCUACAGUGGCCAGUUGAUGUGUUCAGUGUCAUUGCCGCGCGUGACUGCAUUGACAACAAUCGCAAUAUUAUGUUCAGCCGCACAAGGGACAGAUGCCAAACCCUCACCGCAGAGGAUCGAUAUUUAGUACUGUCAGGUCCAACCCGUGCUGUUGUCAUGUCUCCAUUGAGAUCUGUGGAGGCCACAAUAUUUGUGCGAGUCAUUGAUGUUUCAUGGCUAGACAGUUUCCGUGGCCAAUUUUCUGCCUUUACAACUGGCCGUCGUGACAAAAAUUUCAGAAGUACUCAUCACAAGAAAAUCAUCUUACUUGACUCUGUUGUUGAGAAAUUUCAUGUCAGUGGUGAUGGCGAGAUUGAGAUGUCCUGGCCUGUUGUUUCUAUUGAAAAUAGGGGAAAUCUAAAAGUUUGCAUCAAGUAG